AGAGAAUAUGCCAGACCUAUCUAUAUGACCGUGGUUUUGACGGUUGGAAAAGUGUUUUCAUUUAUAUCUGUGUAGUUUUUACAACCAGAAUUUAAAAUGCUUUAGUUUUUUGGGAAGAAUGAAAAUCUAUCUUUCUCCAAGCUAGUCUGAAACAUUGUAUUUAGUGUGGUGUCUGUGUUUAACAUUGAACUUAGCGUGUUUAAGUUAAUUUUAUUUGUGCGGAGCUUUGAACGUUUAUUAUAACUGAAGUAAAUUUCUUAUAUUUAAAGAAAAUUUCUUAAAUAAUGGCGUGUUCAGGGAAGUUAGUUCCCGACGUACUAUCUGCAGAGGAGAGUGAGAAAUUGCCAGAAGAUAUACGCAUUAAGUUAGAACAUUUUGUUGAAUCUGCAUUUGAGACGAAAACAGCUUUAUCCGCUGCAUGGCAAGUUAAAGAAAGCGACUAUGAGCAGAAGCUGGCGGACCAGGAGCGAGAGCUGUCGAGGCUGCUGCAGGAGCUGGAGGUGGAGAGCGAGCGGCACAAGGUGGCUCGGGCCGCGCUGGCCGAGGCGGAGGCCAGGGUGGCCGGCCUGACGGAGGACGUCGCGGCCCUGCACGCGUCCGUGAGGAGGCUGGACGGCGAGGGGGAGCAGCUGCGCGGCCAGCGGGACGCGGCGCUGCAGGAGAACGCACGGCUGCGCGGCGCGCUGGCGCUCAACGAGGCGGAGAUCAAGAGCCUGCAGGACAAGUGCCGCGGGCUGCACGCGGAGCUGGGGCAGGCCGCCGACGCCAAGUACGCUGCCCUGGCCCAGUACCAGGGCGUCAAGGAGCUGGAGGCGUCGCUGCAAGCCAGGGAGAACGAGGCGGAGCAGAAGGUGCAGGCCCUCCACAAGCAGCUCCAGGAGCUCAGGGACGACCUGAGCCGGCACCAGGACGACCUGGGCUCCGCGCGCCGCGAGUACGUCUCCAAGCUGGCGGGCAUCGAGACACAGCUGGCCGCCAAGACGGAGGAGUGCGAGGCGGAGCGGCUGGCGGCGGAGGACCUGCGGGCGUCCCUGCAGCGGUCCCAGGAGAAGGUGCAGGCGCUGACGGCCAGGCUGGAGGAGCAGCGGCAGAUGGAGACGCGCAUGAAGGACAGCUUCGACCGCGAGCUGGAGGCCCGCAGCAAGCUGGUGCAGCUCUACAAGAACUCUAGCAGCGUGGCGGAGCUGAGCGUCGGGGAGGUGACGCAGGGCGCGCGGCAGCUCAGCGACCUGCUCAAGGAGAGCACGGACAGCUACGCCGCGCUGGAGGAGCGGUUCGCGCAGGCCGAGGCUGAGCGCAGAGAGCAGCUGCUGGAGCGGGACAAGCGCAUCGAGGACCUGGAGAAGGAGCUGGCCACGGCCAACCGCCUGCUGGGCGACAUGAAGAGAGAGGACCUGUCGAAGGCGCUGGAGGGCAUCUCGCCGGGCGCGGCGUCGGCGUGCCGCAUGCUGCGCUCGUGUGGCUCCAUCACGCAGUUCUACACGCGCUUCGUGGCCGUGUCGGAGGAGCUGGCGGCCGUGCGCGAGGAGAACCGGCGCCUCAAGCUCGGCCUCAACACCAUCGCCGAGGAGCUGGAGGCCAAGGCGCCGACGCUCAAGAGGCAGAAGGAGGACUACGAGCGGGCCAUGGCCACCGUGGUGCAGCAGACGCAGCAGAUGGACGCGCUGGCAGAGGAGAUGGUGCGGGUGCGGGAGGAGGAGGCCGGGCUCAAGAAGCAGCUGGCUCACCACCGGCAGGAGGGCGGGCGGCUGCGCUCACAGCUCGCCGACCUCGCCAAGCAGGUGUGCCACUUGCUGCGGGAAGUGGAGCACGCGCGCGCUGGGACGUCUGCAAGCGGGUGGAACAUCUCCAGAGACGGAACCAGCUCUUCCGAGGUCAUCUCGCAGAACCUGGUGGUGUUUGGGGAUGUGGAGGAGCUGCAGGCCCAGAACCAGAAGCUGCUGGCCUUGGUGCGGGAGAUGAGCGUCAAGGAGGAGACUGUAAUGCCCAGGCAGGUUGUGCGGGAGUGUUGAGCGGCGAGUGUGUCGCAGGUCAUCUCGCAGAACCUGGUGGUGUUUGGGGAUGUGGAGGAGCUGCAGGCCCAGAACCAGAAGCUGCUGGCCUUGGUGCGGGAGAUGAGCGUCAAGGAGGAGCAGGCGGAGGAGGCCGGGCAGGACGAGGUGGUGCUCAAGGAGAAGCUGCAGUUCUACGAGGCCCAGUUCCGGGAGAUGAAGGAGGCCACGGAGGGACACAAGAAGGUGAUAGAGACGCUGGUGCGGCAGCGCGACAUGUACCGCACCAUGUACGACCAGGAGGUGACGGGCUCUGGGGCCCAGGCUCCGCCCCCUCAGGAGCCGGGGCAGGAGGACCCGGCUGUGCAGGAGCUGAAGCAGAAGCUGGCGGCCGCGGAGGAGCAGCUGAGCCAGCUGCAGGAGGAGACGGACGCCUACCACAAGGAGCGCCAGAUCAACGACCGGAUGGCGGCGGAGCAGAUCCAGAAGCUGACGGCGGAGCUGGACGGGGCCAACGACCAGGUGUCGAAGCUGACGGGCCGGCUGGCCAAGUACGAGGAGCGCGCGCGGCUGCAGGAGGCGAGCGUGCGCUCCCACAAGCAGCAGGUGUCCGCGCUGGAGGGCAAGGCGCUGCUGCUCAGCAACACGCUCAAGAAGCACGAGGAGACGGCCACCUACUUCCGCAGCAGAGCCAUGCAGCUGGAGGGCAAGGUGGCCGGCCUGGAGGGGCAGCUGGAGCGGGUGAAGCACGAGCACGCCCUGCUGGCGGGGAAGGAGUCGCGCCUGCGCGGCGAGCACGACACGCUGCGCAAGGAGCACGGCAAGCUGUCGCGCUACCUCGAGAACCUUGACGCCAUCCGUGCCAGCUUCGAGCGCCAGGAGACGGAGGCCACCGUGCGGCUGCAGAGCCUGCUGGAGAACUCGAACCGCGAGUGCGCCGCCCUCCGCCGCCGGCUGCAGGAGGUGGAGCAGCAGUGCAAGGAGGAGAAGGCCAGCCUGCUGCCGGAGGUGGAGCUGGCCCAGGCCCGCGUCGCCGAGGAGAAGCAGGUGUCCGCGAGCCUGCGGGCCGAGCUCGAGGCCGCCCGGGACAGCGUCCAGAAGAAGAGCGCCAGCAUAGAGGAACUCAACAAGAAGCUGACAGAGGCCAGAAUGAGUCCCUUGGUGCUGAGAAGUGCUUCAGAGGCGGACGGGCUGAAGGCGCGGGCGAAGGAGCUGGAAGCACAGCUGAGGGCCGCCCAGGGCGAGGUGGAGGCUCUCCAGGGACACCUGGCAGAGGCCAAGCAGCAGGGCGCCACCUUCCGCGACAUGUGCGAGCAGUUCGAGAGGCAGUGGAAGGAGGCGGUUGACAAGCACACGUUCCUCAAGGAGCAGCACGACAGGCAGGUGGCGGAGGCCGGGAAGACGGAGGCAGCGCUGAAGGCCCGGGUGAAGGAGCUCUCGGAGCGGCUGGCCAAGGUGACGGCGGGCUCCGCCCAGUCCGCGGGCCAGCUGAGCGGGCAGCUGGCGGCCACCCAGGAGGAGCUCGGCAAGGUGCAGCGGGAGCGGGACGCUCUCAAGCAGGAGCUGGAGGCGCUGGAGAAGAAGGCCUCGUCGCUGUCCGCCGCCCUGCUGGACGUGGAGAGCAAGUACAGCCAGGAGGUGGUCUUCCACUCCAACGACAUCCAGGCGGUGGCACGGCUGAAGGAGGAGCUGGCCGCGGCGUCGUGCCAGCUGGCGACCCUGGCCGCGGAGAAGCAGGCCGCCGAGACGGCGCUGGCCGGCCGGAGCGAGCAGUGGGCUCGGGAGAAGGCGGAGGUGAUGCAGGACCUGAGCGGGCUCCAGGAGCGACUGUCGGAGCUGGAGGGGCAGAACGCUCUCCUGCACGACCAGUUGGAGGCCCUCAGCGCCCGCGCCUCCGCCUCCGCCUCCGCGUCCGUCCGCAAGCCGCAGGCCGGUGACAGCGGCGACGCCACAGCCGCGUCUGCCAGCGGUUCCUCGGUGGAGGACGAAGUGACGUCCCCGGGGCAGCUGAUGCAGAUCAUCAAGUUCCUGCGCAAGGAGCACGGCGUGGUGGCGGGCAAGCUGUCGGUGGCGCGCAGCGAGAACGCGCGCGUCAAGCUGCAGCUGGAGAGCGCGGAGCGGCGGCUGGAGGAGGCGCGGCAGAGCCUGGCCGCGCGGCAGGACGAGGCAGAGGUCGCCACCACCACCACGGCCAAGCAGACCGAGCUGCUCCGCAAGGCGGAGAUGCUGUUCGCGGUGACGGACAGCAACCGCAUCCUGCGCGAGGAGCGGGAGGCGCUGGCGGCGCAGGUGAGCUCGUGGCAGGAGCAGCACGCCGCGCUCUCCGCGCAGCUGGAGCCGCUGAGGGCGUCGGCCCGGGAGCUGGGCGCCAGGGUGGACGUGCUGACGGCGGAGAACGCGGCGCUGCGCGGCGAGGCGGCGCGGCUGAGGCAGCGCAACAACCUGCUGGUGGAGCGCACGGCCAAGUCCAGCCAGGAGGACUGGCGCCGGCUGCAGCAGGAGCGCGAGUCCCUCUCGAAGCAGCUGGCCGCGGAGAGGGAGCAGCUGCAGCGCCUGCAGGAGGAGAGGGCUCGCCUGCAGGACCAGGUCAAGGCUGCGGAGCAGCAGCACGCCGAGGAGGUGCGCAAGCUGACGGAGGAGACGAGCGCGGCGCAGCAGAAAGCCACGCGCUUGCAGCAGGAGCUCAACGACAGCAAGAACCAGUACACAAAGAAGAACGAUGAGCUAGCCCUACUCACGGAGGAGCUAGGCGCGAAGGAAGCCAUGCUGAACGAGAUUCGCAGCAAGGAAAUGACGAUCCGCAAGAUCGCCAAGAAGUACAAGACGCAGUACGAGGAGCAGGUGAAGUCGCUGGAGGACAACAAGAAGCGUCUGGAGGAGCUGCAGGCGGACAGCGUCUCUGCCGAGAGCAGUUCCCUGGAGAUGAGCGAGGAGGCUCGGGAGCGGCUUAGGGCCGAGGGCCGCCUCAACCUGGAGGAGCGCAUGAAGGAGGCUGAGGAGCAGCACAGCGCUGCCGUCAGGGAGCUGUCUGACCAGGUGUCGAGCUCGCAGGUGGAGAACGAGACGCUGAGGAAGGAGAACGACCAGCUGAAGAGCACGGCACAGGAGAAGGACGAGCAGACCAAGAAGGUGCUGAAGAACGCGCGCGACAAGAUCAUGGUGCUGACGGAGACCAACAAGAGCUUGUCAGAGUCCAACAAGGAGCUGAAGGAGAAGACCGCCAGCCUGUCCCAGAAGCUGGGGGAGAUCCAGAGGCGGGUGGAGACGCUGGAGAGUCCGCAGGAGGACGCGGGGACCUCGGGCAAGGCCCAGCUGGAGAGCCAGGUGGCCAGGCUGCAGAAGGAAAACGCUGACCUGCGCGCCGACAUACAGCGCAACGAGGAGAAGUACCUCCGCGACUCGGAGUCCCUCAACCAGAAGAUCUUGCAGUUGCAGCGGCAGCUGGACAAGCAUCAGGGCUCCAAGCCUUCGACCAGCUCCAGCAUGACGGAGAAACCGAGUGUGGAUCCUCCCACCGCCAACAUCAAGCCAAUGGCGGGCCCCUCAUCCUCGGCCAGCAAACAGUCCCAGAGCCAGCAGUCGGUGACGGUGGCACCUUGGCCGGGCCGCGGGGAGACCCCGUUCGCCAGCAUCCGGCCCAUGUCCAUGCAGUCGCGCAUGGUCGCAGUGCUGCCAACCCAGACCGCCAGUCAGAGCGUGGGCACCGUGCUGGUGGCGCCCCAGCAGCUGGUGCACACCACGGGACCCUCGGAGGGCCCCUCCUCUUCACCCUCGUCCUCGCACACGGAGUUCAUGCCAGCCACCAGCUCCGCGGGCCCGGCCGUGCGCCAGGCCGCCGUGCAGCCCACGCAGCAGGUGCUGGUGGCCCCGUCUGCCGCAGAGUCCACCCAGGACAUGGAGGCGGAGCCGGCAGAGGAGGCGCUGCAGCCGCCCCAGCAGCUGCAGCAGCAGCAGCAGCAGCAGCAGGCGGUGGCGCUGGUGCUGCCCCGCGUGGAGCAGACCUCCUCGCAGUGCUCGGAGCAGUCGUCGGUGGUGACGGCCAGCCCGCAGCAGGCCAGCAGCAACAACAACACAGUGACGACCUCGCAGGCGGGCGGCAAGCGCCCCAGGGAGGCGGAGAGCGACCCCGACAAGCUGACGCCCCAGACGAAGCGGGCGCGGGCGGUGGAGGGGGCGGCCCACCAGGAGACGGUGACCUCGGCGGAGUGCCUGGAGGUGGAGUACCAGGUGCCCACCUCCUCGCAGCGCGACCAGGAGGACGACGUGGCCAUGGGCGACUCUGACGAGGAGGGGCUGGCCGACGGCGGGGACUGUGCAGGAGUGUGCCGGUGUGCGCAGGUGGUGGAGGAACCGGACGAGGGGCAGGAGUUCGAGGACGACGCGGACAACGGGGAAGGCUUCGUGGUGGAGGGCUACGAGAGAGAGGAGCAGGAGUUGGUGGACUACGACGAAAGCGAGGGACCAAAUAUCGACAACACCACCACCGAACAGGACAGCAACGAAGUGGAGGUUGCAGUCGGGGAGGACAGCAACGAGGUGCCGAACCAGUCGGGCUCGCUGGGCGCGGAGAGCGACGUGGGGCAGUCGACGGGGCCCGAGGCGAGCAGCAGCGACGCCCCGAAGAGCGAGGACGUGUCGAGCCACGCCUCCCAGUCCGUACUGCCGGUGCGGGCGCGCUCCGUGCAGCCACUGGCGCGCCAGCAGCAGCAGCUGCUUCUGCCACAAGGGUACGAGGACGCGGGAGACGACUCGAUCGUGCCGAGCACUCCGACGCUGUUCCUGCCGCGACGCAGCGAUGGCUUCGGGGAGGCGGUGAGCUCCCCACACGUCCCGCAGGGCCGCUUCACCUUCUCCGAGACGAACCAGCCGGCCGGGCGCGCCAGCUCGGCCCAGUCAGGGCCCGAGGCUCUGGACGAUAUCCGCAUGGAGGACGCUGGGACCGGUCGCAGUGUGCCCACCACGCCGCUGCAGGUGUCGCCUCAAGACGUGAGCGCGGAAGUGAGCCAGGGCACGGACGGCGACGCGGCUCCUCCGUCCGUGCCGGACAACCCCGGCAACAUCCCCUCCAUCCUGGUCACCCACGACCUGGACGAGCCGGUCGACCAGGACGAUGCUCGAGCCGCGGACGUCGCAGAUGCAGAAGACCAGGAUGCAGCUGAAGCCCACAGCUUGGACCAGGAAGAUGCAGAACCUGCAGAUGGGGGGAACGGGGUGACCUCGGAGGGGGAGAAGCUGGUGUCGGCGGAGGAGGCGGAGGGGCGCGAGGCGGAGGCCUCGGAGGUGCCCUCCCACAGCCGGGCGUCUCAGCGGCCCCUGCAGCGAGGCUCGGGCACGGCUCGCCGCUCCGCGCGCUCCAUGUUCCGCGGGCGCGGCCGCAACGACCGCCCCACGCCCAUCAUCUGGAGCGAGCCGGGGUCCACGUCCUCUCGAGGUCGGGAGCAAAUGGCUCGUCUGUCCUUGAUGCACGCCCGGGAGCGGGGCGCGGUGUUCCCCCGCGGAGCGCCCCGGGCCCGCAGGGUGCGCGGCAAGCCCAAGACCGUCUUCACCAACCCCUACCACAUGAGGUUCUGAUCCUCGUGCUCUUCUCAUUACAACUCUCCCUAGCCCCUGGCCUUCGUGCCACAUGUGGGGAAUUACCUUUUUUUAAUUUAAUUUUUGUUAUUGUGAGCUUUGUACUGUAUGUAUGUUUAAUUGUGUAUUAAAUUUAUUCUUAGAAA
Molecule: messenger RNA, 7708 nt
Organism: Bacillus rossius redtenbacheri
Lineage: Eukaryota; Metazoa; Arthropoda; Insecta; Phasmatodea; Bacillidae
Product: nucleoprotein TPR-like
Biological process (GO): regulation of mitotic spindle assembly; mRNA export from nucleus; protein import into nucleus
Cellular component (GO): nuclear pore
Molecular function (GO): structural constituent of nuclear pore
Source: RefSeq, a predicted model, not a curated record